AUGGCGACGAACUCGUCCAUCGAAAAUGGGAAGGUUCAAAAAACGAUUCCUAACCAAGAUUGCGCGAUCCUUACGUUUCGGCCGACGUUCCACGAAUUCAAGGACAUGCCUAGAUAUAUUCAAUAUAUGGAGUCCCGAGGCGCACAUCGUGGCGGAGUCGCAAAAGUGAUUCCGCCAAAAGAGUGGAGCGAUGGAAUCCACAAACAGAACUAUCAGAAGAUCGACAAUAUCGUCAUUCACGAACCCAUCGAGCAGAGCUUCCAAAGACAAGGAACCCGAGUCUGCGAUGGCGUGUACGAGUCCUACAACAUUCGCAAGAAAUCGACGACAGUCCGCGACUUCCGUAAACUUUCCACCCACUGGCGCUACAAGCAGCCGCGUUCGGAGACCUACGACGAUUUGGAGCGCAAGUAUUGGAAAAACAUCAGUUAUGUUCCGCCGAUUUACGGGGCUGAUACAAAUGGAUCUCUCUUUGGCGCGGAGGUUGACAUUUGGAACGUGGCAAAGUUAGACACAUGUCUAGACGCUUUGAUGGUGGAUCACAACGGCAUCAAGGGAGUAACGACGCCAUAUCUUUACUUUGGCAUGUGGCGAGCAACGUUUCCAUGGCACGUGGAGGACAUGGACUUGUACUCGAUAAACUAUAUACAUGUCGGAGCUCCGAAAACUUGGUAUGCGAUCGCCCCCGAGGAUGGAAAGGGAAGGGUUCAACAAGUUCAAUGUGUAGUUUUGCUUCCUCUUUCCUACUUUUAUUUUUCUUACUGUGAACUCGAACAAAAGCGUUUCGAAACAUUCGCCUCGACGCUUCUUCCCGCGCAGUCGAGCAAAUGCCCAGCAUGGAUGCGACACAAGACGACGUUGAUAAAUCCAAGUCUCAUUCGUGCGAAUGGUAUCAGAGUGCGCAAGAUUAUCCACGAAGCUGGCGAGAUAAUGAUUACAUUUCCUUAUGGUUAUCAUGCUGGGUUCAACCACGGAUUCAACGCCGCAGAAUCAACCAACUUCGCGACUCCUCGAUGGAUAAAGUUCGGAAGAGAGGCCAUUCGAUGCGUUUGCAAAGAUGAUAGCGUGAACAUUGAUAUGGAAUGCUUCAACCGAUUCAACAUUCCCGACAUGCCUGGAAAGAGUUUUCACGAGGAAAUUGUUCAAGCACCUUGUUUCGACGACGAGCCCAUCCACUGGAGGCGAAAAUACAAAAUCGAGCUCGAUAAAAACCUCAACGAGCAAAGCAUUGACCGUUACAUUGCCUCGCACAAGGUCGAUCGAGAGCUCUUCUACUCCAAGUACAUGGCCUCGAAUGCACGAAUUCCGCCGCCGAAAAAGGGCAUUUUCGAUUAUAAAAUCGGCGAGAAAGUGUUUGUUCUUCGGAAUUAUCCUCGCGCCGUGCUUGAUGCGACCAUAACUGGACGAUAUGAAAGCGUGACGCUCAUCGCAAGUCCUCUCGAGGAAGAAGAUCGGUUUGAAAUCGAUUUGACGGACAUCAUGGACUUUGACGGAACAGAACGCGAGCCUGACAUUGGAGAGACCUUUACUAUCCUGCACUUUCCAGAUCCAGUAAAGAAGCGCGACACGAAGAAGACGGCUGGCCCGCACGAGCUCAAAGUCACCCUUGUUGAAAAAGCAAAGUGUCAAUAUUAUUGUUUGACAACAACGUUCGAUGGGCGCCAAGUCAUCUUUCCGUCUUCGAAGAUUUGGAAAGAAAUCGACGAAAUUCCUAAAGCCCACCUUCCCAAUAAACACAGAAGACCUCAAACUACCAAAGAUAACUCAACUGAAUACGAAGCUGCCCAAAAGAAAACAAAAUAG
Molecule: messenger RNA, 1803 nt
Organism: Oikopleura dioica
Lineage: Eukaryota; Metazoa; Chordata; Appendicularia; Copelata; Oikopleuridae
Source: the annotation of a GenBank genome assembly